AACAUGUCCUGUUUUCUCAUAUUAAAAUUGGUGUGGGUUUAUAGCGUGUUAAAGGAGUAUUCAGGGUAUUAGCUGUAAUUGGGGAGGACAGUAACUUAGGAGAUAAGAAGACUGGAUGGAGCACACGCUUUGAUGUGGAGGAUCCGAGGUCUAAAGUCCCUCAAUGUAAAGGAAAGUUUUCGGAUGUGAACCAAGCGCUUGAAGUAGCUAGGUACGAUAUUCAGUACUGUGAUCAGAAGGCUCAACAAGAUGUGCUCUCAAUUAUGCCAUGAGAAGGUCUCUGCUAUUCCUGGCCUUUCUUGACUAAAUAGAGUUUUUCUACUACCGUUUGAUUCUUAACAUUGUGCAGGUAUUACAUUUAUUUAUCUUCAUAAAUUAUGUGGAUAUGACUAACAAAAGCAGAAUAUUCUCAGAACUUGAAUAACAGUGAUAACUGGGCUGAUUUUGUCUUGGCACUAUCCUGAACAUUUGGGAGUUCUGAUUGCUUCCUUCAGAUAAUACGCACUUUUUUUGACAAUUAUGUAGGUUGUUAAAGUUCUAAAUCCUCAGGCACGUGAUUACAUGUCCAUUGGCACAAUGAGGAAAGAGCUUGCUGAGUUACAAGAAGAACUAUCUCUGGCUCAUAAUCAGGUUCAUAUAUCUGAAGCAAGGGUUGCCACUGCUUUGGAGAAACUAGCUCACAUGGAAGCAUUGGUUAAUGAUAGGCUGUUACAAGAUAGAUACACCUCAGAAUCUGAUCAAAGUUACUGUUGUGCUUGUACUUCUAUGCAAUUGCUGGAUACCACUAUAGCAAAGUUGCCCCAGAAAAGGUUGAAUGUCUCCGGUCCAGUUCAAUCUUAUCAUUCCCUAUUGAAAAACUUCUGGUAUGCAGUUGCUUUCUCCUCCGAUCUCAAGGAUGAUACCACGGCAAGUCUUUCAAAAUUAUGAUUUUAAGGGAAUUAAAUAUUUGAUCUGCGAAUUUCAUAUCCUAAAACUACCAAGAUCGUCUUCUGCUGAACUGAAGCAAGUUGAAUGACUGGGGUUCCACUUUCUUUGUUUUAUGUCAUCAAAUAUUUAAUUUUUACAAUAGCUGCGUUACUGAACUGAAGCAAGAUUUGAUCUGGAGAUAGAUCCGACCCGCCCGUGAAUAUGAGGGUCUAUUAGUCGCCUAAAAAGUUAUACCCACUCGUGAAUUAUGUAGAUCCGACCCGAACACCUGAGUAUCCGUUUUGAUCCGGAGAAAAAUUU
Molecule: messenger RNA, 1227 nt
Organism: Mangifera indica (mango)
Lineage: Eukaryota; Viridiplantae; Streptophyta; Magnoliopsida; Sapindales; Anacardiaceae
Product: chlorophyllide a oxygenase, chloroplastic-like
Exons: 2
Coding region: 562-927 (121 amino acids)
Source: RefSeq, a predicted model, not a curated record